This is a messenger RNA of Podarcis lilfordi (Lilford's wall lizard), 17869 nucleotides long. The record is from the annotation of a GenBank genome assembly. NCBI's taxonomy places the organism in Eukaryota, Metazoa, Chordata, Lepidosauria, Squamata, Lacertidae.
AUGGAUACUAAUGUGUACAUGAGCGAGAUGAUGAGCCGUCACGAUGAUGAAGCCACAAGGACAUCGCCUUCAGAAGGGCUGGAAGAAGGAGAAGUGGAAGGAGAAACUCUUCUCAUAGUAGAGUCUGAAGAUCAGGCAUCCGUGGAUUUGAGUCAUGAUCAGAGUGGAGACUCUAUAAAUAGUGAUGAAGGGGACACAUCCUGGACAGAAGAGAUGUCUUAUUACUGUGAAAGAUGUCAGAAAUGGAUACCAGCAAGUAAGGCUUCCUAAUUCUUGAUUAUUUUAAAUAAUAAAAAUGUGUCAUUUGUUUUGCCCUUCUGAACUCAAGGCCCUGGUCAGGAAGACCUACAAGAUUGUGACUCUUGCUGAACUGGGCCUUCAGGAAGCAGAUCAGACGAAAGCCAGUUGAAAGCACCUUCUCCCAAGGCACAAACCUAACAAAAGGGGAUUCCUUUUUCCACAUGACUUGUAGUCCACAAUCAUGAGUGAGUGGCAGACCUCAGAAGCUUCCUGGGCCUCCUGCUUGCUGGUAAAUCAGCUAUACCCCUUUCAGAAGAAAGAAUGGGUGGAUGCCCCAUUCCCCUUUUUAAAACAUGGGGAGGAUUUCCCGAAGAACCCCAUUGACAGGAAGGCAGAGAUCAUGCUGUGCAGGACCUACAAGCUCUCAGCCUUAGCCACCAGAGCCUCUAUGGCAGCUUCCUUCAUGGCGAGUGUAUACCUCCUCUAAGCUCAGCCCCUUCUGCUGGAUGUUGCUCAUAGCACCAUCCAUAAGCACUAGGGCCUAUGAGAAGUAGUUAAUGCCUGUGCCUACACAGAGAUGCAAUUGCAUAUGCUCUUCAGUUUUCAGCCCUAGCCGAGUUCACUGGCAUGUGGACUUCAAGGCCAUGGCUAGCCUCUCCAGUGAUCCCUUUAGAAGGGGCUAGACUAGCCUCUUGGGGAAUGGCUAGAUGGCGUUCACAAGAACUACAUAAAAGCUAUAGAUAAUAUUUUUUUUAUGUUUGAGGAAAAAACCUGCAUGCACAAUUCUUAAGAUUUCAAAAGGAAUUGCACUUAUGAUACGUAUAUAUGUGAUAUCUCCAAAAUAGAGACAGAUGUGCCCACCAAUUGAGGUUACAUGGAUUUCUGUAAGAGGUGAUUAAGAAAGCAAAACGCAGAGUGGAUGAAUGCUGUUGGGAUGAACCCCAUUUGUGCUGUUUUGGACCUUGCUCGUAAUGUGUUGGUGUGUAGGCCCCAUUUGUUGGGAAAGAAGGCCUAAGGUUUUGUUUGCUUGUUUACAGAUCAGGUGAGAGAACAGAUCACCUAUCUCAAAGGUGAUAAUUUUUUCAGAUUUACUUGCUCUGAUUGCUCAGAAGAUGGGAAGGAACAGUUUGAACGGCUGAGGCUAACUUGGCAGCAGGUAAGUAACAAGCAGACCCUUGGUAAUUGCACCAAAACUGGAUUUCACAUUUCUGUGUAUUACAAUAAGGUGCAAGGGGGAGGGGUUGUUAGCAAGCUUCUAAGUGUGAAUCUAAGGUUUUUUAUUUGCUUACCCUUAAAGGUACAUGACUAUUUUGGAGUCUAAAAAACUCAUUGCAAAAAGCCAGAUUAAUUUUUAAAAAUUUGAGAGUUCUUUAUUUGUUACGUAAACACAGAAAGGAAAUUAUCUUUUGGCCAUGGAUUGUUAAAAUAAUUGUUCCAAAUUUAAUCAGCUGUGCUGCCUUUUUGGCAUUGCAGUACACAACUGAGAAACAUGGACUGUGCUCAUAGAGUAGCCUUGACCCUCCAAAAAAUCAGGAAGUUAGCAAGGUAGAUAAUACAACUUGUGCUGGGCCAACAUCUCCUCUAGUACUCUGGUGGAUAGACAGGGAACCACAUUGACAGUAAUGUGGACUGUGUGAAACUCAAUGUGUUGUAUGUGCAGAGGGCCUUCUUGGUAGUGGCACCCUCCCUGUGGAAUGCCCUCCCUUCAGAUGUCAAGUAGAUAAAUAAUUACACAACUUUUAGAGAACAUCUGAAGGCAGCCCUGUAUUGGGAGAUUUUAACACUUGGUGAUUUAUGUUUUCAGAUAUGUUGUAAGCUGCCCAGAAUGGCUGGGGUAAUAAUAAUAAUAAUAAUAAUAAUAAUAUCUUAUGACUAGCCAAGGAAUGAUGCACAGCUCUGUAAAUUGUUUCACGUAUAGGAGGCCUGGUUUUCUAGCUGUGUCAACAUAGUAAGAUUUUAUAUGGUGCUGAAGCUGGUACAUUUUCAGUCACCACGUUGGCUACUGGGAAGCAGUGUUUUUAACAAUAGACAUACUGUAACAGACAUUACUUCCUCUACAGUCACCUCUAAGUUACAUUUCCAAGGCUGCUUUGAUUUCUACAUGUGAAUCAAUUUGCAAAUGUUUGAAACAACCUUAAGCCAUGUACAGGGGUACCCUUAUCAAUAACCUAGAUAUUCUGUAUACCAUGAUAUCACUUUAAGUAAGAGAUAACAUUUAGCAAUAGCACCAGACUCACCCCAGUGUCCAAGGCAACAUCACAAAUACAGUGUGCUGAGCAUACACCCGCAUAAGCGAUAUUGACGGAGAAAUGCCUUUUUGAUACUGCUGUACCUCACCACACACAAAUCGCAACCCCCACAAACAAGUAUAUAUAUAUGUUUCAACAAUUUGAGUGCACUUACUUUUGUAGUCUAAACCACUGAGCCUAGGGCUUGCUGAUUGGAAGGUCGGCGGUUUGAAUCCCCGUGACGGAGUGAGCUCCCGUUUCUUGGUCCCAGCUCCUGCCAACCUAGCAGUUCGAAAGCACAUCAAAGUGCAAGUAGAUAAAGAGGUACCACUCCGGCGGGAAGGUAUACUGCUUUUCCAUGCGCUUCUCUGGUUUCGCCAGAAGCGGCUUAGUCAUGCUGGCCACAUGACCCGGAAAAACUGCGGACAAACGUCAGCUCCCGUGGCCAGUAAAGUGAGAUGAGUGCCGCACCCCAGAGUCGUUCGCGACUGGACUUAACUGUCAGGGGUCCUUUCCCUUUUUUUUACUAAAAGCAUAGUAGAUGUACAUAGAAGAGUACAUUCUAAAAAUCUUCGCAUUCAGAAGCUUAAAUUCUAUUAAAUAUAACAUGCACACACAUACAACAAUUCUUUCAAGAGAAUGACAUACAGAGAAGGAAGCAUAGAUAGUUCAGUAUUGCACAUGUGUGGGGAGAGAGCAUGUAUGGAGAAACUCCAGGAAACUAGUUCAAGUCCAACAGUGCCUCUGUAAGGGGAAGAAGACUUUUUCAUGGGCUCCCUGCUCCUAUUCCAACACUCUCCCAACUAGACAGUGGCCUGAAGACUACCGUAUUUUUCGCCCUAUAGGAUGCACUUUUUCCCCUCCAAAAAUGAAGGGGAAAUCUGUGUGCGUCCUAUGAGGCGAAUUCAGGCUUUCGCUGAAGCCUGGAGAGCGAGAGGGGUCGGUGCGCACCGCCCCCUCUCGCUCUCCAGGCUUCAGGAAGCUAUCCGCAAGCCUGGGGAGCCCGCGGAAGUUCCCGCAGGGCUCCCCAGGCUGCGGAUAGCAGCCUGGCGCGUGGGGCACCCUGAAGCGGAGCGCCCCGCACGCCGGGCAGACAUCCACAGCCUGGGGAGCCCGCGGGAGUUCCCGCAGGGCUCCCCAGGCUGCGGAUAGCAGCCUGGCGAGCGGGGCGCCCUGAAGCGGAGCGCCCCACGCGCCGGGAAGUCAUCGGCCAGCCCCACAAGCUCGGGGGACAGCGGGGAGGCGCAGCGCCGCCAUCCCGCUGUUCCUCGAACUGGUUUGGGGGGGCAAAUAAAGGAAAAAAUUUUUCCCUUUAUUUCCCCCCCAAAAAACUAGGUGCGUCCUAUGGGACGGAGCGUCCUAUGGGACGAAAAAUACGGUACUUAUGCUACUCUUGGGCGAUGUCUUCAGUUAAAUUAGAUAUUAUACUAGGUAAACUGUGGAAGAUACUUUGCAGUUUGGCCAGACUGCUCCAGUGCCAAGGGACAAGUUGCCUUCACUCCUUGCUGACAGAUGACAUACCAUAAUGAAAUAGAGAAAGUUCCAUUUACAUAGUGGCUUACUUGGACAAAUUAUAUGUAGUCAGUUGACUGGCAUGCUAAUCCCAUUCUCUAAAUUGCCUCCUGAAGAUACCUGAAGUAAAUUGCAAGUAGGACUACUACCCCACAAUACAGAAGAAAAACUAUUAACUAUGUUUUAUUUGUAAAUAUUGGAGUCAAGGGAAUGGUGCUGGCUAAUCUAAUCAGUUAUAAAAUUUCUAAAUUCCUUUAAUAAAUAAAUUUCUCAGUUAUCAUUCUCCAAGCUGCAAAUUGCCUAACAAGGUUUAUGCUCCAAUUCCUCCUUAAAACAUACUGCUUGGUUAAAUAUGUGUUUUAACCAACUCUGUCAUCAGAUUAACUACAUUGCAAGAGUGUAUUUUUAAGUUUCAUUGAUUUGUUUCUUUGUUUCAAAAAUAUUCUCAUCUAAAUAAAGCAAGGGAUUAAAUUGCAUUGACAUAGCAACAUUGCAAAAGUUCUUUAAUGCAUCAUUUUUUUUAUUCAUCAUAUAUAACUUACUCUGCUACUUCCAAUUCAAUAGGAAAUGCAAUUUGAGUUUUUGCCGAUUAGUAAUUGCUGUAGUGAGUACUUGUGGAGAGAUAUUUAAAAAUAUACAGUGGUACCUCGUAAGACGAAUGCCUCGCAAGACGAAAAACGCGCAAAAUGAAAGAGUUUUCCGUUUUUUGAGUCGUUCCGCAAGACGAAUUUCCCUAUGGGCUUGCUUCGCAAGAUGAAACGUCUUGCGAGUUCUUGCGAGUUUGUUUCCUUUUUCUUAAAGCCGCUAAGCCGUUAAUAGCCGCUAAGCCGCUAAUAGCCGCUAAGCCGCUAAUAGCCGUGCUUCGCAAGACGAAAAAACCGCAAGACGAAGAGACUCGCGGAACGGAUUAAUUUCGUCUUGCGAGGCACCACUGUAAAUACUAUCAAAUGGUACAAUUUUUUUUAAAGCUGAGAUUUUCCCUUUUUAGGAUAUCUUUAAGUAUGCCCAUUGCAACAAAUCUUCCUUAAACUCUUCCAUGAGUUCCCAUAGUAGUUAGGACUAUAGUAGUAUCAGAUUUCUAAGUAUUUAAUUAGAAAGUCCCUCCAUGGAAUCAGAUACUGUACCCUGUUGUUUUUCCCUUUGUAGUUCUAUCCAAGUUGAAGCCCAUCCAUUCAGGCCUCGUGAAAAUCAAUUUGUAUCUGGAGAUUGCAUUGAAUUCUGUAAAACAAAUUUAGGCAUUUCUCAGAUGACUUCAUCCACGUACCAGUUAGUUUUAAAUUGCUCUUGUCUGAUCUUAGCUCCUUGUAUUUCCAUUUGUAUUUUUAUUGCCCCAGCUAGGGUAAUAAAGGACACAUUUGUCAUGUUCCUCUUUAAGGAUAAAACAUAUCUGAACAUUCGUUAACUGAAAUAGAUGCAUUUAGGAUAAUAUUAAUCCAGGCAGAUUAAUCCCUCCCCAAACCCUCUUAUUGUCUAAGAGUUGAUUAUUUUAUAUAACCUGUUAGGAGAAGAGAAUCAUUUUAUUUCAGAAAAAAAAUAUUUCUUACCUAUUGUAAAUGAGAGGUUCCUAUUUGUGUUUCAGGUUGUUAUGCUGGCAAUGUACAAUCUAUCCUUGGAAGGAACUGGCCGCCAAGGCUACUUCAGGUGGAAGGAAGACAUUUGUUCUUUCAUUGAAAAACACUGGAAUUUUCUACUAGGAAACCGGUAAUGCCAUUAUGUUGUCUUGAAACUGAAGGUAAAGAACAAAACGUCCACAUAUAAUUAAAAUGUAGGAAAACAUUUUUUUUCUCCUAGUUGAGAGUAAAAGAGAGAAGGUAUCCAUAGUGGGUGAAGGUCAAUAGCUAGUUCACUUCUGUAUAGUUCUGCAUAGUAUGACUUCCCCUAGCUUGUCUCCCUCCAGUUGGUUUCUGCAAGCAGCAAAGGCCAAAAUAUACGGCCAUUUUAUUUCAAAGUUUAUUCUGGUCUUUCAAAAUAGUACAAGAUUGCACCAUGUUGAGAGUGUCUCUUAACAUCUCCUAGCCCUCAUUUGUAAUUUGUCCUAAGAUUUUGAGAAUCCAGAAUAAAAUUUGAAAUAAUGCGUAUACAUUUCAGCUAUAGUUGAUUGCAGAAAUUGAUUCCUGCUUCCAGUCCUUGCUACUGUGCUCAUCCCAUUAAUUUCACUUAAGAUCUGAAGAGGAACUAGCAAUCUGCUACCAAUGUAGUAAACAGAGCUCUCUUUCAGAGACAUUUUUCUCUUUCUUUGAUUUAGGAAGAAGACUUCUACUUGGUGGAGCACUGUUGCUGGUUGUCUUUCUGUGGGGAGUCCUUUAUAUUUCCGUUCAGGGGCUCAAGAGUUUGGAGAACCAGGAUGGUGGAAACUUGUCCACAAUAGGCCCCCUACAAUGAAGCCGGAAGGAGAGAAGCUUUCUGCAUCUGCCCUGAAAACAAAAGGUAAUAAUUUGUAAACUGCAUAUCAUUUGCACAUUUAAGGGUGCAAUAGUCUUAAAACUGGUGGUUUUGGCAGGGUGGGGGUACGUGAGGAGAGAGAGUGGGUUUGCACUCUUCUGUACUAUUGACAUUACGGAUUUCAAUCAAAAUAAAAACACAAAAAAAAUUCAAAUGCAGAAAUUUGUGAAGGGUAUGCUAUCAUGCAGACAUCCUCAGUUUUUAAAGACCCGUGAACUUUCUGCAAAGGGUAGGUAUUGUAUAGGUAUAGCUCUUGCCCCUUGUACAUCCCGUUAUAUGUUUCUUGGUUGCUGCUUCUCCCUCUCAGCCACUCUUGUUUUCAUUCCCUAUCCACUCCCAAGCUCACCACCUAUUCAGCCUCUCUAUUCACCAGUUUCUUCCCCAGCUUCUUUUACCACUUUGCAGUUCUCCUUUUCACUCCUUCUUGCCUCUCUUCUUCCUCUUAAAAAUUUGGUGAAAACGUUCAAUGUAUGUGUCAAAAAUAUAUUGCAUUCCCACAUUCUGUUAUAUGCAGUCUGGAAUUAAAGAAUGUUCGUACCUGCUUGUCACGUUUUCCUGUAUCAGGAAAGGUGUAUUUUUAUGGUCUUUAAAAAGUUGUUUAUGUUGGAUACCUUCUGUAGAAAUAGAUGCUGCCUUUGUUUUGGAGUAAUAAUAAUAAUUUAAUCCCGCCCAUCUGGCUGGGUUUCCCAGCCACUCUGGGUGGCUUCCAGCAAAAUAUUAAAAUACAAUAAUUCAUCAAAUAUUAAAAGCUUCCAUAAAGUUCUAAAAUUGGUGUUCUCUCUGCAUGUCAGAACAAACACACUACUUGUUCUCUGGCAGGUUCAAAACCAUCAUUAGACCCUAUCAUUACAGUGGAGGGACUUAGAAAGAGAGUGAGCCGCAAUCCAGUAGAAUCCGCCAUGGAGCUGAAGGAGAAGAGAUCUCGCACUCAGGAAGCCAAGGACAUCAGGAGAGCUCAGAAGGAGGCAGCAGCCUUCCUGGACAGAAGCACAUCCUCCACGCCAGUCAAAUUCAUCAGUCGAAGCCGGCGUCCUGACAUUAUACUUGAGAAGGGGGAAGUGGUUGACUUUUCUUCCCUGAGCUCCUCUGAUCGAACUCCUUUGACAAGCCCAUCUCCAUCUCCUUCUCCAGAUUUCUCUGCUCCCGGAACACCAGCUUCUCACUCAGCUACACCGAGCCUGCUCUCAGAAGCAGACCUUAUUCCAGACAUAAUGCCACCACAGGCCCUGUUUCAUGGUAAAAGCUACUUUAACAUUUCCUUGUCUAUUAACCUCUAUUGGAUCUCAUUUCCACAACCAUUUCUUGACCACAGUUCCAUUGUUGGUGGUAUUUAACAUCUACCAGGAACUGUGAUACUUACUCUCAAUAAUUAUAUUCACUAACGUACCGAGGAAAAUGUUUUCUAAUGUGAAAAAUAUUCAAGCACUUAUCAGUAAUAUUAUUCCUUGUCUAGUGUUAAUUCAUAUAGCAAAUUGUGUACCCAACCAGUGCUUCUGACAAUCACAUAUAUGCCAUCUGCGUUGCUAGAUACCGUAUAUACUUGAGUGUAAGCCAACCCGAAUAUAAGCCGAGGCCCCUAAUUUUAGCACAAAAAACUGGGGAAACUUAUUGACUCGAGUAUAAGCCGGUUCACCACACUACAAACCUGGUGGUGGCGGCAGUGACGGAGGAAGAACAAGCUUUCAGGCUGCUCAUUCCGCCGCUGACAGAGGCAAAGGCGGUGGCGGAGGCAGCCCAAAAGGGCUCCUUUCGGGCCGCUCGUCCCUCCGCUGCUGCCUCUGCCACUCGCAAGAGCAGGCAUAGGAGCCGCGGUUGGGAGAGGCACAGCGCAGCCUCUCCUGUGCCUGCCCUUGCAAGAGGCUGGCGGUGGUGGCAGGACCAGCGGUGAGAAAGGGCUCCCUUUGGGCUACUCAUCCCUCCGUCGUCGUCGCUCGCCUCACUCGAGUAUAAGCCGAGGGGGGCUUUUUCAGCAUAAAAAAUGUGCUGAAAAAGUCAGCUUAUACUCAAGUAUAUACGGUACUUGCUGGAAUGUUAAACUUUCUCUGAUGUACUCUUCUGGAAGCAUAUAUAUGGGCGAAAAAGAAGAAAAUGCUGCAAGUGCUAUUUCCUUAAUACUAUGUGUACUUGGUCUUGUAUAAAGGGCAUUAUUAUAGUACUUUAAUGGGAAAAAAAUAAUUUUCUCAACUGUACAGAAACGAACAAACAAAAUAAGCAAUAACACUAGAACAUAGAAAAAUGCCUUUUUUGUUUGCUGCUGUUUUGGUUUUGGUUGACCUUCUAGGUUGCUAGUUCUGGAGAUUCCACCCCCUCCCUGUCAAAACAGUUGUGUUUUAACUUUCCUAAUGCUUUAUUAUUGCUUGUUAAAAUUUAUGUUGCCUUUCCUUCAAACAGCUAAUUUCAGGAGAGCUGAAAAUUAUGCUGAAAAUAUUUCACAUCUGACAACCAAUGCACCCCUUGGGUUUCAGAUAUUACAUGGGUAGACAAGUCUAAAAAGCCUAGGACACAAAUUUUCACAAUCCUCUAGCGCAGCCUUUCUCAAGCUGUGGGUCCCCAGAUGUUGUUGAACUACAACUCCCAUCACCCCUAUCUAGCAAGGCCAGAGCUCGGAUGAUGGGAGUUGUAGUCCAACAACAUCUGGGGACCCACAGGUUGAGAACCGCUGCUCUAGUCUAGCGCAGUGAUGGCCAAACUUGGCCUUCCAGCUGUUUUGGGACUACAGUUCCCAUCAUCCCUGACCACUGGUCCUGUUAGCAUGGGAUCAUGGGAGUUGUAGUCCCAAAACAGCUGGAGGGCCAAGUUUGGCCAUCAAAGAUCUAGCGGCUAUGGUGGCUCAUUUACCAGAAACGCUGUAUUUAGCAUUAAUUCUGGGAGUGUAUACUCGAUUUUGACCAAACCAAGCCUCCUGAUAUAUAUUUUGCUGUAAUGGAACCUCAUAGUAAGUCUAAUAGGGAUGUGGGUGUUGCUGUGGUCUAAACCACUGAGCCUCUUGGGCUUGCCGAUUGGAAGGUCGGCGGUUCUAAUCCCCACAACAGAGUGAGCUCCCGUUGUUCUGUUCCAGCUCCUGCCAACCUAGCAGUUCAAAAGCACGCCAGUGCAAGUAGAUAAAGAGGUACCACUGUGGCGGGAAGAUAAACAGUGUUUCCAUGCACUCUGGCACUCCUCAUGGUGUCCUGUUGCACCAGAAGCAGUUUAGUCCUGCUGGCCACAUGACCCGGAAAGCUGUCUGUGGACAAACACCGGCUUCCUUGGCCUGAAAGUGAGAUGAGCGCCACAACCCCAUAGACGCCUUUGAGUGGACUUAACUGUUCAGCGGUCUUUUAUCUUUACCUUUUAGUAAGUCUAGCAUUUCAUUCUGACCAACUUGCCACAGUCUUUAUAUACAUCCAUUGAGUUAUUGUUCCUGGCUAUUCUAUCAAUAUACUUUUAGAUAUAUUUGUGCUACAGAAAGGCCUGUCUUUUCUGCUGUCAGAUUUUUGUGGUCCAUCUUCCUUCCUGAAUUAAGCACCCUAUUCAGAGCCACACUGGAUCUACUAAAGUGGGCUGAUUUUCAUAAAUCAAAACCUCUUUAACUAGCAAAUGUGGAGAAUACUACUUUGGAAAGGUCAAUUUCAACUGAAUAUUAAUGGGGAAUGGCUGUGUACCCUUUCAUAUUAAAGCCACAGUCUCCUAGGAAGAAAACACAGUUGUAUUCUAGAUUAAGGUAGGUAGCUGUGUUGGCCUGAUGCAGUCGAAAUAAAUUAAAAAAUUGUCCAGUAGCACCUUAGAGACCAACUAAGUAUGUUCUGGGUAUAAGCUUUCAUGUGCAUGCACACUUCUUCAAAUAAGUUGCAUUCAUUACACUGUCAGAAAAUUUAUGGAAUAUUUUGUUUUGUUUAUAGAUGAUGAAGAGAUGGAAGGUGAUGGUGUUAUAGAUCCAGGAAUAGAGUAUAUCCCACCCCCGAGUGGUCCAGUGGGAAUGAUCCGAAAGAAGGUGAAGACACCAGAGCAGAUUAAGCAAGAGAUGGAGAGCGAGGAAGAAAAAGCAGAGAGACUUGAACGUGACACUGAAAACUCUGAUAAUACUCGCACAUCCCUUCAGGACCAGGGUCGAGACAAAAGGAGGAUGCAGUUGGAACAUAAGAACGCUAAGUUCGGCAUGCCCAAGUAUGCACCUGUUAGCAUCUAUGAAGAAAAGCUUCUCUUGAGGAACUUGGAGAGUUGCCCAAAUGCUGCAGCCAUGACCCCUGAAGCUCAGAGGCUGCGGCGCAAGUUGAUAAUCCGGCAGGCCAAGCGCGAGAGAGGCCUGCCCCUCUUUGACUUGGACAGUAUUGUGAAUGCAGCCCUUCUCCUGGUUGAUCGGAUUUAUGGACCCAAGGAAGGAAUUGCUCCCUGUCCCCCAGCAAAUUACGCAAUGUACAGAACUACCAGCCAGGAUUUCAGAAUCUUGGAUCGAUACCAGGUUAAUGUUUCCAAUUCAACUGUUUUUUCGAUGGCUUCCAUACUCUGGAUGGGGAUAGUGGGCUAAGGGAACACAACCUGCUAGUCCAUACACCACACGUCUAGGCACCCUUUCUUAGGUCAUUAUCUGUCAAUCACUGCCCAUGAUCACAUCCAUUGUGAAAUUUCUCUUAAUGGAAUGGGACAAUGUAUUCCUUGGCACUGGCUGCUCAAUCCCUUCUCCUUUCCAGAGAGUGAGUGAGUGCUUUGCUGUUUUUAUGGAAGUUAUAUGUGGCAAUUUUCAUUUACUUUAUAUCCAUUUCUUCUAGGCUUACUUAGGUGAUGCUUUUAUGUCCAGAAGGACCAAGGAAGUGUUUUCAAGGGCAACAAAAGAGCUUGCCACCACAAAGCCUAGUAGGGUGGGGCAGUAUCUGGCUCUCAUCAUUGUGAUAUACCAGCAGUUAAAUUCCGCAAUAUGCUGAUAUACCACAAUGUCUGGUAUAUCGCCCAGCCCAAGCCGCCAUACCGCUCCAGCUUGUGUGAGUCAGAGGGGCAUCGGGACUUCCUUAAACUGAUUAGCUGGAGGAUGGGAAGCCUUCUGCUUCUCAGCUGUGCAAGCCCCCAUACUGCUCUGGCUCAGGUGAGAUGGAGGGACGGGGUGGGGGCCUUUCUCAAAGGUGCAGACAGGCAGGUAAACAGAGCUUGAGAAGGUGUUCACCUUCAGGUGUUCACUUUUAGGCUCCAUCUGCCUGCCUGCCUGCCUGCCUGCCUGCCUGCGCCUUUGCCGUCUGUAGGCAAUUUGAGCUGGCACAAUGUAUUGCCAGCUCAAAAUGUCUGAAGCUGGUAUCGCAGUCUGAAUGCCAUCUCGGUUUCAGACAACGUAUUAAUAUAUCACCCAGCUCUAAAGCCUAGAUAUGUGUUUAUUCUUCUUCUUCAGCUUUAAAGGACCUUAGGAAUUCUAUAAAUCCAUAAAGCUCUAAGGAGCCCUCUAGUGAGGGAUCUGUAGUUACACUCUUGGCUCGAUGGAGAUCAUCCAGAAACACCUCAGCUUGUUUCUCUACUGCUGUAGACAUCUGGAGCAUUCUGUGACUCCUCGGUUCAAUAGCUAAGAUUGUCCCAAUCCUGGGAAUGACAUUUUAUCUGUAUAUGCUUGGGUGUUAAUGUACGCACUCAUUUAUAAUUUCCUGCUACAGAAGUUAAUGGUUAACUGGAAACCAAGUUAUGUUUUUAUUGAGCAUAUUAUGGGUGGAAUUCAACAUUGUGCUAGCAAAAGUUCCACCUGCGCAAGCAUUUCAGCUUGCCACAAAAAUAUCCCACCUCUCCUCCCUCUGCAUGCUUCACUGAUGGUUCUGCUGAUCUCCCUAGAGCCAAUUUCAAGGAGGUGGGGAAAAGAGGUAGGGAAAGCCCUGCUGCACAAGCUGAAGUCCUUGCUUAGAGAUUCUGCUUAUGGGCUUGUAAAGUGAAUCCCUCCUUGUGCCCUGAAACUGAGUGAGGGAGGCUUCUUCCACUGAAAGAAGACGAGUCACAAAGACAUUUGCGUAGCUCUGCCCUUGAAGCAAAAGGGGGGGGAGCAAACAACUCCUGGGUAACCUCCAUCUAUUAAAGAGAUUACAGUGUCACAGUAACUUCAUUUUUAAGACCAGUAAACUAAUGCUGUUUGAAUUCCUAAGAGGGACUAGGUAAUCUCAACGUCUUGCAGAUAGGGUAACUUAGGUUGUGUUCAAUGUGUAGUGCAAAGAUUUCUCUUUGCCCAAUGGAACAUUCUUCUCCUCUCCUCUCUCUGUGACCCCUAAACCUGUUCUGGGUCCCCCCCGCUCUGGUACACAUUUGGGGAUCGCAUGUGGGGAGAAAAGGGAGGGAAUCCCAUUGUGCUAGUGCAGCUUUCUAGCUGAAUACUGUCCAUUCUCCUUUUUCAAAACUGGACUUGACAGUAGUAACAGCCACCUUGUGGUUGGUGCAAAUUACCAUUUAUAAAAUAGCCAGUGGUACACUGUAGUUAACUUGCCAUCGGCAUUUUUUUUACCAAGUUGCAAGGCUCAGUUGCAGAUGUUAUUUGUAUUCUAUCAGCGAUAGCUCUCUUGUUUAUGUUCAUUCUAGGCUCAUUUCCUUGUUUUUUGGCUUUGCUUUACAGACUAAGCUGUCUGCUGUGAAGGGGUUUCGACAAAUGCCAACAAAAUUUCUGUGCCGACUCGUAGGCUCAGAAGAUGCUUUGACUGACCACAGCAUUAUCAGUCCCUACACUUCCCGUGUUUUGAAACCCUACAUCAGGUACAGAUCACAGAGCUGUUUUCACUUACGAGCAGAUGGCUCUUUCUUCUUUUCCCCUCCAGAUUUGUUCUCUUUCUGGUCAAUUGUUGAACACUCAACUCUUAGGGCCAUGACUUUAGGCUGAAAUAUACGUUUUAAAAGUUUGUAAAGACAGUCUGUUAAGUCUGCUCUGUUAAAUAGAUCACUGUUAUCCCCAUAUUACAGAUGGAGAACUGAAAUUGGCAGAGGUGAUUUUGCCACCAAGUAAGUCCAUAGUCCAUAGGGACGCGGGUGGCGCUGUGGGUUAAACCACAGAGCCUAGGACUUGCUGAUCAGAAGGUCAGUGGUUCGAAUCCCCGCGACGGGGUGAGCUCCCGUUGCUCGGUCCCAGCUCCUGCCAACCUAGUAGUUCAAAAGCACAUCAAAGUGCAAGUAGAUAAAUAGGUAGGUAAACGGCGUUUCCAUGCGCUGCUCUGGUUCGCCAGAAGCGGCUUAGUCAUGCUGGCCACAUGACCCGGAAGCUGUCCGCAGACAAACGCCGGCUCCCUCGGCCAGUAGAGUGAGAUAAGCGCCGCAACCCCAGAGUCGGUCACGACUGGACCUAAUGGUCGGGGGUCCCUUUACCUUUAUCUUUAAGUCCAUAGUCCUGGGAAGAUGUAUGGGUUCUCAGUGUAGGUGGCCUUGCAGGGCAGAUACUCAACUGCCCCCUUUGUGUUUUAUACCAAAAGCAUGGAAACAUGAAGUAUUACUUGCUCAUCUUUCCUGUUUUGGUGGUAUUUCAUAAGAUGCAAAACACUCAUGCUAGGAGGAUUGUUUUUCUCUGCAGCCCAGAGUCUAUUCUUCCUGUGAGUAUGCUAGAGUUGGGACAGAAACAAAUACAUUUAUCAAAUGUACAGGAGCACAGCAUGCACAACUUUAGGAAUUUUGUCUAGGUAGUGGAAUACUCUCCACAAAAAGGAAGGUUUAAUAACAAAGUAAAAUAAAAGGCAAUUUACAGCUUAAUGAAUUAAUAUGGAGCACCUUAAGGACUGAACAGAUAGCAAAAUAUUUUCAUCAAUGGGGUCCCUGAAUUGCUGUGAAAUAGAUGAUAUGGUUACCUUUUUGGUAGUUUGGUGGAUGGACAUGGUCCCAGAUUGAAAUAUUUAGUGCAUGGACAGAAAAGGGAAGGUGCUCUCUCCAAGUCCAGACACAUGUUUUCCAGCAUGGUAUCACAAUGAGACUUGAGAGACAUCUGGAGAAUGGUGCACCCUUGAACUUAAACAUGGCUGUUCUCCAACUUGUGACUGGCUUUGACAACUAGACCCCAGCAACAACAAAUCUCUCCUGUUCUCUGUGCACCAUACCCGUGUCUUAAUUUCAGGCCCGACUGAGUCUGACUGCUGUUAUACUCUGAAAAUGACAAAUAUUGCUGUUGUGUCCCCUCCAGGCGUGAUUAUGAAACCAAGCCUCCAAAACUAAGGUUGCUGAAUGAGAUUCGUGCCCAUUCGCACAAGAAUGAUCCCAGCUGGACUGCUGAGCCAGAGGCACCCAUUGAUUAUUGCUAUGUGCGCCCUAAUCACAUUCCCACUAUUAACUCAAUGUGCCAUGAGUUCUUUUGGCCAGGUAGGAUUUACUAGGUGGUCAAGGGAAAUAAUGGGGCGACUACUCAUUCCAUUCUGGUAGAUAUACUUCAGCUCUAAUGCUGCCACUGCUUCUCUUUUCCCUUCCCUAAGAGAAUUUCAGCUGCCCGCCACAAGGCAUACAUUAGUUUUGAAUCCUGAGAAGACGGAAGAAGGAUGGGUGGGACAGUUGGAAAAGAAACCUAGUGGGUAGUAAAAAGCUAUGAAGCUGCUUUUCUUGAAAAGGAAAAGAAAGGGUUUUGGGACGUUGAUUAAUGAAUUUGUGCCUAAUGUGUACUUAGCCUGGUGCCAUCCUUUAUCUGUGUUGAGGGGCUCGGCAAAAAUACUUUUAUUCUCACAGAAUUUUGGCCCUUAAUUUGGAGGCUACUUAGGUAUGUUUGUGACGUCUUUUUGGUGGAGUGGGUUGAGUUGGCUAUAUAUAUUAUGACUGAACAUUGUGGGUUCUUAUUUUAUUAUUGUUCUUAUACUUAGUUUAAAUGUUUGUUUUUGCACUGUAUGUUGCUUACAGUCACUCUUGUGGAAUAAAAAGAAAUGUAAUGGUAAUAUUAAUAAAAAGCCUGUGUGCAUGUAUCAGUGCAUUUUCUAUUGGCUGAAGUGACCUGUUCCUAAUAGAACAAGCAUCUAUUUUUCUGAUUGGUUCCCAAUGGAAUCUUAUAACCUUAUAAAACUGUUUUUAAUUCUCUCUCAUGACUGAAUAAAUGUAGCUUUUGAAAGUAUAUGUGGAAAAGUUGAAUAACCUGCAGACAUUUACUGUGAUCUUGGGGUGUAAUCCUGCACAUACUUACUUCUGGUCAAAGACCCAUUGAAUUUAGUGGGACAUACCUCCAAGUAAGCAUGCAUGCAUACAGGAUUCAACUACUGGGUCAUUUUAUUCACAUAAUUAUAAUACCUAACAGUAUAUUAUUCCUUUAACGUGGAAAUGUCCUUAACAUUUCGUUGUAGGAUUAUUUAUUACCAGUCCCGUAAUUAGAUUUUGAGUCCUUUAGGAUGUUAUGAACUAGUUUCCAUGCUAAUGUCAAAUUAUGAAAAUAGGAGAGCUCCACAUGAGCAAAGCUUUUUCUUUUUCUUUUUAAAAAAAGCCUUAAAUAGAUAUUUAUUAUAAUGUUCCUUUUCCAUCAACAAUCUGUGAUCAUUUGUGGUGUGCUUUUCUCUCCCACAGGAAUCGACCUCUCAGAAUGCUUGCAAUAUCCAGACUUCAGUGUUGUUGUCCUUUACAAAAAGGUCAUUGUUGCGUUUGGUUUUAUGGUACCAGAUGUUAAAUACAAUGAAGCAUACAUCUCUUUUCUGUUUGUUCACCCUGAAUGGAGAAGAUCAGGAAUUGCAACCUUUAUGAUCUAUCAUCUUAUUCAGGUAGUUUUAUGAUUUAUUAUCUUGAAAAGUAUGAUCUGUACCUUUUGCUUUAAAUAAAAGUGCAAACAGGGCAGGUUUACUCAAGAAGAUUUAUAUCCCCUUGAUGACCUACUCGUCGUUCAGUUGUUACAUCUAUGUUGUGCAGAUCAGUGGAGGAGCUGCAGGGGCAAUUCCCCCAGGUGCAGAAUUCUUAAGGGUGCAGCCCAUGUUAUACCAAUGGGCUGCAGUGGUCCCAAAGGAGCUGCAAAACUAUGAGGGUCUCCCUUCUCUAGCCUGGCAAUGGGUGUGGCGCGAACUUUUCCUGGGUGGUUGGGUGGCCUUGGGGAGUGGGUAGCUGGCCAGGCCUUCCUGUGCCAGGGCAGAACCCCCUCUUGCUCCCUGCCCCCUUUGGUUCCACGGGUUCGUAUCCUUAGCUUGCAGGUGUUGUGCACAACACGCUUCUUAUGCCAUGGCUGGUGCUGACGGUGUGCAUGCCGGGUCGCUGCUGUGUUGGGUGGUCCCCUCAUCUCCCUUCUGCCCUGGGGCCACCGCAGAGCCCCCAGCCCAGCCCUUGUACGGGAGCAGGCAGCCGUAGGCACGGCAGGUGCCGUUGGAGUGCCUGGUGUGAACGAAGAGGCAACCAUGCGAGCCUCGGCUGGCAGCAUGCUGGCUCCUUGGCUGGACUGGUGGAGCUUUCUGUGGGUGUGCUAUGAGCAGCUGGAGCAGCUGGUGCAGGGUGAGCUGCGGUGCCAGAGGGGCUCCAGUUGUGAGGUUGGAGUCCACGUCCAGCACCUCCCAGGAGAGCUCAGAUCUCGGAGGUUGCACAAAAAAGGGGGAGGACCCAGGAUGAUGUGCUAGCCCCCUUCCCCAUGGUGAUGCUGCCAUUCCUUUUGCACCUCGGCUCAGGCAACCCACGCUACGCUACUGGUGCGGAUUCAUUAAGGACGGGAGAACACCCUUGUAAAAUUUGUGGCUUGCAUUUGGGAUUCAGGUACAGAUGCCUAGUCAGUCCAAUAGCAGCACAACCCUAAAUUCCCAAAGGCAGUUUUGGCAAGCCCGGAGCAAACUAUCUACUUUUUUAUGUGUUGUCUUGAGUUCUGUAGCUUUCAUAUCCAGAUUGAAUGACUCAACAAGCUCCUCAUCACAAAACCUGUGAGUUCAUUGACCAAAUUUAUUAUCUGCUGGGGCUAAUUGUUUUACCCCGUUUGCAAGUAAUGAGAUACUUCCACUCUUCACCACUCUUCCAGCCCUUUUUUCUGGUACCUUUCUUAAUUUAUUCAGUGAAAUUAAGGCUAUGUCAGUGCUGCUGUAACUUUGCAUCUUCUGAAGGUUGCUACUUCUUGUAGUUUACCAGUUGUAAGUACUGAAUGACUGAGGUCCUUAUCAAGCAGAAUUGAAGGACAAUCAAUCUUGGAAGCUAGCAAUUCUGAAAAUUUUGUAUUCUGAAUUCAUUUCCCCAAGAGAAAUUGAUAUUAGAUGUAACCUGUGCUUUACUAUAUCAUCUGUUAUCCAUCUAUGAUGUAUAUUAAUGCAUGAUACUUCUGUCUGCUUUUAGUAUCUCUUCCUCCUUGAAAGUUGUCUUUGACUGCACAGUGCUCCCAUAAUUAGUUAUCUCCUCAUUUCGCUCCUCACAUGUAAUACAACUCUUUUUUCUUUUCACAGACUUGUAUGGGCAAAGAUGCAACCCUUCAUGUAUCUGCAAGUAAUUCUGCAAUGCUGCUGUACCAGAAGUUUGGAUUUAAAACUGAGGAGUACAUUUUAGAUUUCUAUGACAAAUACUACCCUUUGGACAGUAAGGAAUGCAAACAUGCGUUCUUUCUGAGGUUGCGGCGAUGA